Molecule: messenger RNA, 1367 nt
Organism: Amblyraja radiata (thorny skate)
Lineage: Eukaryota; Metazoa; Chordata; Chondrichthyes; Rajiformes; Rajidae
Gene: pofut1
Product: protein O-fucosyltransferase 1
Exons: 8
Coding region: 65-1282 (405 amino acids)
Biological process (GO): Notch signaling pathway; regulation of Notch signaling pathway; protein O-linked glycosylation via fucose
Cellular component (GO): endoplasmic reticulum
Molecular function (GO): peptide-O-fucosyltransferase activity
Source: RefSeq, a predicted model, not a curated record
CAGGCCGGGGGGAGGGUGGAGGCUUCCUGUCGGCUAGAGAGGCCGGGAGGUGGGUGGGCAGCAGAUGGCAGGAACCAUGGCCAGUCUUGAAUGGGGUCCGUGGAUCGAACGUCGCCCCCUCCCCUUCUCCCUCCCCCUCUCCCUCUCCCUCUUCCUGCUCCUGGCAGUGGUCGACGGGACCUCGGACUCUCUCUCCUGGGAUGAGAGCGGCUACAUUCUCUACUGCCCGUGCAUGGGUCGGUUUGGGAAUCAGGCUGAUCACUUCCUGGGUGCCCUGGCCUUUGCGAAGAUGCUGAACCGGACCUUAGUGGUCCCACCAUGGGUGGUCUACAGACACCACACCCCCCCUUACACCAACGCCCACGUGCCGUACUCUGAGUAUUUCCGGCUGGACCGGGUGCUGGACUUCCAUCGGGCGGUCAGCAUGGAGCGGUUCAUGGGGGAGCUGGCCCCGCGCCACUGGCCGCCGGGACGCAGGGUGGCGUACUGCUUCACGGCUGCUGCCCAGCGCAGCGUUGACCGCUCGUCCUGCCCCAUGAAGGAUGGUAACCCUUUCGGCCCCUUCUGGGACCACUUUGGCGUGGACUUUGACCGCUCGGAACUCCUCAGUGGGAUUGCCUUCAGCUCCAACUACAAGUCCCAAUGGUUUGAGAGGUACCCGGCAUCCUCACACCCGGUGCUGGCUUUACCGGGAGCUCCGGCACAGUUCCCGGUGAUGAGGGAGCACGUUGACCUCCAGCGCUACGUGGAGUGGGACCGGCGAUUCGCCGAGACGGUGGAGAGGGAGAUGGAGCAGCUCCUGCCCCGGCCCUACCUGGCCAUUCACCUGCGCGUGGGGGAGGACUGGAGGAAGGCAUGUGAGAUGGUGCGUGAUGGCUCGGUGGGCCCCCACCUCAUGGCCUCGCCCCAGUGCGUGGGAUACGACCGUGGCAGAGCCCGGCCCCUCACCCUGCCCAUGUGCCUGCCCUCCCCCGCCCUCAUCGCCUCCACUGUGGCCACCUGGGCCCGAGCCAUCUCUGCCAGAGCCGUCUAUAUCGCCACCGACUCCGAGCCCCACACACGCGAGGUACAGGCUGCUGUGGGAACACAGGUGCGUGUGAUCCACCGUGAGGCCACUCUGCCCCAGACUGACCUGUACAUACUAUCCCAGUCGGACCACUUCAUCGGCAACUGCGUGUCGUCCUUCACGGCCUUCGUCAAGAGGCAUCGCGACGUCCACUCCCUCCCCUCCUCCUUCUUUGGCCUCGACACCCCCCUCCCCUCCCACACAGACGAACUCUGACCCUCGACCUCCCGCAGGGACGAACUCUGACCCUCCACCUCCCACACAGGGACGAACUCUGGUCCUCGACCCCCCCCCCUCACCC